This is a messenger RNA of Aspergillus thermomutatus, 1878 nucleotides long. RefSeq lists its product as uncharacterized. Gene Ontology annotation, molecular function: protein binding. Bases 1 to 1878 code for a protein of 625 amino acids. The record is from RefSeq and is a predicted model, not a curated record. The transcript is spliced from 6 exons. NCBI's taxonomy places the organism in Eukaryota, Fungi, Ascomycota, Eurotiomycetes, Eurotiales, Aspergillaceae.
AUGGCGGACCCGAUCUCCAUUCUAGGCCUGAUAUUACAGGUAGCCCAUACCACGAAAAGAGUGUAUGACUUUGCGAAACAGGUCAGAAAUGCCGACAGUGAGAUUUGCGAGCUGUUCGGGGAGCUUUUCGCGCUGAAAGCGAUUCUCGAACAGAUGCAGACAGAUCACGGCGAGAAAAAGGCUGCUCAAGGGCCGGGGUCAACGCCGUUUCGGGACGCGUUGCUCAAGGCUAAUACCGUCUUGGAGGAGUCGCGGUUGGCGAAGUUGGGGUGGCCGAGUAGGAAGGGGGGUCUUGAGGGCAAUAUUGCUCAGCUUGAGAGGCUGAAGACGUAUUUCAUUCUGGUGAUUCUGAACGACAGAUCGGUCGUUGAGAAGGAGAUGGCACGUUCUAUUGACGCCGUUGUUGACUGGAGCAGAGAGAUGAGGCAAUUACGAGAAGGCUCGAUCGCUCUGUCAGCCUGGUACUGGAGCUUGAUUUAUCGACGGGCCUUUCCGGUCGUGGAUUGCGACGACGAGCAAGUGCCGAUUGCUCUCCCUAGAGGGAAAAUAAUUAACAUUCAGGCGUUUCUCAACACGCAGCUAACUUUAGUGCUGGGUCUUCGACGGCUACCGGAGCACAUCAAAUGCCGCAUCAAGAAGGUUUUGCUUGAGAAAGCAAGUGGAAUGUUCCGAUACGUGCAAUGUCAAAUAGACCUUUUAAGUGCCCAGAAAACGGGCCGCGACGUCAUUCGCGCUCUGGAAAGUAUGCCGGAAAGCCUGCACGGCACCUACGAGACCAUCCUAUGUCGGAUCCCCUCGUAUGACCGGGAAAUUGCAAGAGAAACUCUGCUCUGGCUUAGUUUAGGCUAUCAGGAGAUUACCUUGUCCGAGCUAAGCGAGGCACUCAUCCUGACCAAAGGGGAUAAGAACAUUGACGACGACUGUAGACUUUUUGACCCACACAUGAUUCUCUCAAUCUGCCAAGGGCUGAUAGUUUACGAUGAGCGUACAUUGUUCGUCGCUCUAGCGCAUUCCUCAGUCAAAGCUUUUCUAACAUCGGACGCAAUCAAAGAAGGGCCAGCGGCGUACUACAGCCUGGACGAGACUGAGGGAUCACGGCGCAUCUGGCAAAAAUACUUGACGUACCUGAUGCUCUACAAUUUCAAGCAGCCCUGUCCAAACUUCCGUUCUCUCGCAAGCCGUCUGGAGUACCCGCUGCUCAAGUAUGCUUCCGAGAACUGGGCGAGCCACUGCAGUCCAUCCUGGGCAUCUAGCCAUUCUCUCAUCGAUACGGAAAUCGACGAGAUUCUAUCUUUCUUCAAUACCCGCCAUCUCCCGGAUGGGGGAAACUAUACGUCCUGGGUCCAGGUACUUCUGUAUGAAGCUCCCGCUGCACAAGCCCUCAGGACGGAGCCCUUGUACUACGCUGCCUCGUACGGCAUCGUGCCCCUGGUGGACAGACUUAUCAGGUCCGGCGGCCGUAACAACGCAACCCCUCUCAUCGUCGCCUGCUACAGAGGCCAAACGGCUACCGUGCAGAGGUUACUGGAAGCAGGCGCAGACCCUACGAUUCAGGAUGCAGUGGAGAUGUGCAGCCUGGAAUGGGCAAUCAGGAGGCAGCAGCGGGAUAUUGUUGAUACCCUGCUAUCGCACAUGUACAAAUCCAUGGAAAUGGAGUCGUCGGGUCUGUACUGGCAGUGUCGAUCGUGCAGAUACCAGAACCCGAUUGGGUGUGCUGUACAGCCGUGCGCUUCCUGUGGGAAUGAUUUUCUUGAUCGGUAUGGCACUAGGAGCUCGGGGAGCUCUGCAUCACGGACGAGCAGGGCUUGGUCGCGCAUUGGUCGCACGUCUGAGCCAGAUCGUGGCGCACGAGGCCAUCAAGUGUCGUCUGAGUCUUGA